AUGAGCCCCUCAAAGCCCCUUGGUGCUCGCGCGCAGACUGCCCCUACCCGUCCGGACACCCAUCGCAGGCAAGCUGCUCCGGAGCCUGAAGCUGAACAAGACUACGAUGAACAGGCCUCCACGAACUACAAAGAAGCUUUCUCUCUGUUCGACAAGCGCGGCACCGGUCGUGUUGCUCUCGAAUCGCUCGGCGAUCUGCUCCGCGCGUGCGGCCAGAACCCCACACUUGCUGAGAUCAGAGAGUUGGAGAAGGGAAUGGGUGGUGAUUUUGACUUCGACGCCUUUCAAAAGGUUCUUAACCGCCCUGGUGGAUUCCGUGAUCCCGGCGAGCCAGAAGAGUAUUGUCGCGGUUUUCAAGUUUUCGAUAAAGAUAUGACUGGCUUUAUUGGAGUCGGACAGUUACGCUACAUUCUUACAAACCUUGGCGAGAAAAUGACCGAUGAAGAAGUUGAUGAGCUCCUCAAGGCCGUUGACACUAGCUCCGGAGAGAUCAAUUACACUGAACUUGUCCGCACGAUCCUUGCCAACUAA
This is a messenger RNA of Uncinocarpus reesii 1704, 531 nucleotides long. RefSeq names its product myosin regulatory light chain cdc4. Gene Ontology annotation, cellular component: myosin II complex. NCBI's taxonomy places the organism in Eukaryota, Fungi, Ascomycota, Eurotiomycetes, Onygenales, Onygenaceae. Bases 1 to 531 code for a protein of 176 amino acids. The transcript is spliced from 4 exons. Gene Ontology annotation, molecular function: calcium ion binding. The record is from RefSeq and is a predicted model, not a curated record. Gene Ontology annotation, biological process: mitotic actomyosin contractile ring assembly.